Lathyrus oleraceus (garden pea) is the source of this 3501-nucleotide messenger RNA. RefSeq names its product ubiquitin carboxyl-terminal hydrolase 9. The transcript is spliced from 14 exons. Gene Ontology annotation, molecular function: cysteine-type deubiquitinase activity. NCBI's taxonomy places the organism in Eukaryota, Viridiplantae, Streptophyta, Magnoliopsida, Fabales, Fabaceae. Gene Ontology annotation, biological process: protein deubiquitination. The record is from RefSeq and is a predicted model, not a curated record. Bases 247 to 3000 code for a protein of 917 amino acids.
GGUAAAGUUCCUUGAAGUUAGAUUAGAUCCUUACGUUACGUACAUUACAUUUCUUCUAACAAUUUCCCAUUUCCCUGCAAUCUAGGGUUCUUCUUCGAAUAUACCCUUUCGUAUUUCAAAUCUUUGCAUUUUUUUCUUCAUUUAAUUUAGUUUUUUUUUUCUCGUCACAGUUUAUCUAGUUGGAUCUAUUUGAAUAAGGGUUUUAAUUCGAGAUCUUCAUUGUGAUUUUUGUCGAUAAAAUCCACCAUGACUGUUGCUGAUUCGGAUUUUCCGAUUGAUAAUGGCGCGAGUUGCUUACCGAUUCCACCGGAAGAAGAAAAACGGAUCGUGUCUGAGUUGAUUAAGAAAUCGGAACUUAAUUUGAAAGAGGGCAAUUUGUACUACGUUAUUUCCAAUAGAUGGUUUUCAAGAUGGCAGAUGUAUGUGGGGCAUUGUCCUGGAAUGCUUUCCACCGAUCAGCAAUCUUCUGAUGGCCUGCAUGCCGACACCGUUAGACCUGGUCCAAUUGAUAAUUCUGAUAUUAUUUCAAAUGGAAGUAAUUGUGACGGGAAUGAUUUAGAUAUUCAUCGAACAUUGCAAGAGGAGACAGACUAUGUUUUAGUUCCUCAAGAAGUAUGGGAAAGGCUGUUGGAAUGGUACAAAGGUGGACCAGAAUUGCCAAGAAAGUUGAUUUCUCAGGGUGUUGGACAGAAGCAGUACAGUAUUGAGGUGUACCCACUUAGUCUAAAGGUGACUGAUGCGAGAGACAACAGUGUUUCAAUUGUAAAAUUAAGCAAAAAGGCUACCAUGAGUGAACUUUAUGAGUUGGUGUGCAAAGUUAAAGGAGUAGAACAGAACAAGGCUUGUAUUUGGGAUUACUUCAAUUUGAAAAAGCAUACAUUACUGACGGCUUCAGACCACCAGACAUUGGAGGAUGCAAACAUGACAAUGGACCAUGAUAUUCUUCUAGAAGUUUCAGUCGAUACAGAUCGUUCUUCUCAUUCUGGUGUGCAUUCAAUAGGAAAUGAGUUAGCAUUGGUACCAUUAGAACCUCCAAGAUCAUCUGUGUCAAUUGCAGGGGGACCUACCUUGUCAAAUGGUCACUCAACUGGGUCUGGUUUUAAUUUGUAUCAGGGAAGUUCUGUAAGUUCAUCAUUGACUACCAUGGAUGAUAACUAUGACAUAUAUAGAGGUGAAAGAGGUGGUUUAGCAGGUCUGCAGAACUUGGGGAAUACCUGCUUUAUGAAUAGCGCUCUUCAAUGUUUAGUCCACACUCCACCACUUGUUGAAUUUUUCUUACAAGAUUACAACGAUGAGAUCAACAGGGACAAUCCUUUAGGAAUGAGUGGUGAGUUAGCACUUGCAUUUGGUGACUUGUUGAGGAAACUCUGGUCCUCUGGGCGAACUGCAAUUGCACCACGCGCGUUCAAGGGAAAGCUGGCCCGAUUUGCUCCACAAUUCAGUGGUUAUAACCAACAUGAUUCUCAAGAAUUGCUUGCCUUUUUAUUGGAUGGACUGCAUGAAGAUUUGAAUCGUGUGAAACAAAAGCCUUACAUUGAAAUGAAGGACUCAGAUAAUAGGCCAGAUGAGGAAGUUGCGUACGAGUGUUGGAAAAAUCAUAUGGCUCGGAAUGAUUCAUUGAUUGUUGAUGAAUGCCAGGGUCAAUACAAAUCAACAUUGGUUUGUCCUGAAUGUGGCAAAAUUUCAAUUACUUUUGAUCCCUUUAUGUAUUUAUCAUUACCACUUCCUUCAACUGUCACCCGGGCAAUGACAGUUACUGUCUUUUAUUGUGAUGGGAGUGGUCUUCCCAUGCCGUACACAGUGAAUGUUCUGAAGCAUGGUUGCUGCAGAGAUCUUUGCCAAGCAUUGGGCACUGCAUGCUGUUUGAAGAGUGAUGAAAUGCUUUUGCUUGCAGAGGUUUAUGAGAAUAAGAUUUAUCGAUAUCUAGAGAAUCCGUUAGAGUCAUUGACUUCUAUCAAGGAUGAAGAACAUAUUGUGGCCUAUCGACUCAAGAAUGGAGCCAGGAAAACAAAACUAGAAAUAUUGCAUCGAUGUCCGGAUAAUGUGAAGGGUGGAGACAGGAAGAUCUUUGGAACUCCCUUGGUUACUUAUUUGGUAGAAGAUCCUCAAUAUGGAGCAAACAUUGAGGCAUAUGUACAUAGGAUGUUGGCACCUUUAGGAAAAGCACAUUCUUCAACUAGGUCUCAUGAAGGGAAGGAAAAUGGUUUCAUCUCAGGUGGUAGUGAUGAGCAAUCAAGCAUCUCUAAUUCUGAAAGUGAACCAAGAAACCUGACACAUGGCUCCAGAGAACUGGAGGGGACAUCCUGUGGGGAUUCAUCUUUCCAACUUGCUUUAACUAAUGAUGGAUGUUUUAGCUGUGAGCCCAUUGAAAAGGCAUCUGUGAUAAAACCCAGUGCACAUAUAAAGGUUUUUCUUGACUGGACUGAGAGAGAAUAUGAAUUAUAUGAUGCCAGCUAUCUGAGAGAUCUUCCCGAAGUCCACAAAACCGGUUUCACUGUAAAAAAAACCCGCCAAGAAGCUAUUUCUUUGUUUUCAUGCUUGGAGGCAUUCUUGACUGAAGAACCUCUAGGACCAGAUGACAUGUGGUACUGCCCUCAAUGCAAGGAACACAGACAGGCUACCAAGAAACUGGACUUGUGGAAAUUGCCAGAGAUUCUGGUUUUUCACUUAAAACGAUUCUCAUAUAGCAGAUACUUGAAAAACAAACUUGACACCUUUGUCAACUUUCCUAUUCACAAUCUUGAUUUGACCAAGUAUGUGAAGAAUAAGGAAGGACAACCCUAUGUCUAUAACCUUUAUGCAAUCAGCAACCAUUAUGGUGGUCUAGGUGGUGGGCAUUACACUGCAUAUGCUAAGCUGAUUGAUGAUAAUAAGUGGUACCAUUUUGAUGACAGUCAUGUCAGUCCUGUUAGUGAAGCUGAAAUUAAAUCUUCGGCUGCAUAUGUGUUAUUUUAUCAGAGAGUUGGAAGUAAAAGCCAGAUGGAAGGAGAGACGUCUUAGGUUCAUGCAUGUUGUUGUAGAAAAUGAUGGGUUAUUUGUUGUAUGAUGCCUGGAUCAUAUGAUGAAAUACAAUUUGGAGUUUAAGUUCUGGAUGGCCAUUUUACUUUGCAGUGCAAAACAGCAAAAUAUGAAGACAGACUGUUUUAACAGCAAUUAAUCAAAAUGUUAUAGGUGAGGCCCUAGAAAACCUGUUCAUUUGGGAGUUUUGGUUGGAGGUUAAUAUUACAUGAUAUCAUUUUUUGACAGAAAUUUUGCAGCCUAGAACAGAACUAUGUUGGUUCUUCUGUAUUUCAUUUUAUCAGAGGCUAAAAUAGAUCAUCCUGAAUUCAUCAUCAUUGCCGUUACAGUUUUAUGCACCUUAAUGUACUAAUAGGCAAUGCUUGUGUUUGUGAAAGAAUUUGUUCUGCAUAAACUGUCCCAAUUACAUAAAAUGUGUGGAGAUGGUGGUAAACAGUUGAUCAUAUUUAUUUAUUUAUUAAAUAAUGGCAUUGUUGCCCUUUA